This is a messenger RNA of Symphalangus syndactylus (siamang), 1815 nucleotides long. RefSeq lists its product as uncharacterized. NCBI's taxonomy places the organism in Eukaryota, Metazoa, Chordata, Mammalia, Primates, Hylobatidae. The record is from RefSeq and is a predicted model, not a curated record.
CCGCCCUGACGGAAAGAACCGAUGAGGCCUUGCUGCACUUUAACAGUGGGAGGCUCGGAAAAGCCCGUGGAGCUUUAGAGACUGCAAAUUCCCUGGCUAUUUCCACCUAGAGCCUCUUUGUCACAUCCGAUGAAUUCUCUCAUCUACAGAAAGCGGCUGCUGAAAAAGACAUCACCGGCUACAAGGCCUUGAGUAUUACAGCGCUCCCUGAGCAAACUAAAACCCAAGUCUUCGGAUCAAAACCAGCCGGGGCUGUGCAUCCUUCCCGAUGCCGGACCUCCUGAAAAUCUCACCUGGGUACAGCUCAGGAUCCUGGGCUCGGCUCGCUGGCCCUGACAGGCGAGUGGCCAGGGUGACACACGGUGAGAAGAACACACGCCCGCCUGCCUGCGAAGCCUCGCAAAUAGCUGGGCUCCCUGGGCACCUUCUGCCGCCAGGUCUCCGCCUCCCAACCUCCCUCUGGGCGUACCGAGCCCGUUGUCGCCACGUUUCCCUCGCCCGGGCGGCAAUGCGGCACCCACCCCGCAGCAUCCUCGCUUCCGGGGCCUCGGGCAAGGGUCUCCAGUCUCGGCCCACCCACCCUGCCCCCCUCGCGCCGCGCUGGCCCUCCAGCCUGAGACCACAUUCAAGGCCGAGCGCAGUCUGGGCUAGAAACCCGCCGCUCGGGGCGCAGGCAGCCCAGCUGGGCCCCGCCCCACCCCGACGAGCUGCUCACGACCUCCGAAGGGAAGAAAGCGGCGCUCUAAGAACCCAGAGAGACCGCCGGCCAAGCGCCGACUCGGGGGGCUGGGGAACGGAAACCGACGUCUCCACUUCGCCCUCCCGGGAAACCCUUCUCCGCUUACUCUCCAUUCCGCGACCGCCAAUAAAGAACAGCAUACAUGUUGACCAGAUGGAGAGGGAGAAGUCUGUUCCCGCUGACUGACAACAGAUCCGGCCAGUCGGCGCUCGGCGAGACGGCUGGCCGGCCGCCCGGGCCCUCGAUCGCAGCCAAUCACAGAUGCCGAUGGGAACGAGCCUCCCCGCGGCUGCUGUUUGACUUCGCAGGCUUCCAGCUGCGCAGCAGAGCGACGUCACCCUGUGCCAGUGGUGGCUCGCGGCGGCGCCCCGCCCACCCGAGGUUAGCGCCCCAGCCAAAGAGGGGGCGCGCUUGCGCGGUGGGUGGGGCCGCGAGACUUGGUACCUCGCCAGCGGGCGGAGCGCGGAGGGGGUUUCGCUUCGGGCAAAGGGAGUGUGGUUGUGACCGCCAGGAAACCGAGAACGGAAUGCCAAUACUGCUUAGGCUUAGAAUUUGAAAGGCAUCUGAUUUCACCGCCAUGUCUUUGAAAAGCAGUGCACAGUGCAGUCUUCUUCGUGGCUGAACAGCAACAUGCCUUUCAUCUGGGAUCUGCCUACUCCGCUCAGAAAGUGCAUGGAUGAGAUUCCAUCCUGAUCCACAAGGUAGACUGACUACCCCAUUGGCUUCCACAGUGAUUGCCUCAGGGGUAGACAUAUGACCCAAAUUGGGCGAAGACUUUUGUUUGGAGCAGAUUUUUUCUGUACACAGGCUAUGAAGCUGAGAGCUGGAUAUAUAUAAAGUUUAGAGCUGCUGUAACCCUCUUGGAAUCUCAGAGGAGCUCCUGGAAUGGCAAGACAGACUGCAUGGAGCCUGAAGACGAAGCACUCAUAGCAAGAGGCAGAGUGAAGAGACAGAGAAAUGGAGUCAUUAAGGACGUUGAUUAAGUCCUUGUUUACAGCAGUGCCUGUAAUCAGCCAUUCUGGUGGAUUUUUCAGUUACUUGACUUUAAUAAUAAACAGUUAUGCUGUAAUCAUAAA